CUGACUGGUCCAGCGCACAAAGGUUAAAGGGCCUUCUGUCCUCGUUCCCAUCUCCAUCCCUUUUCUCAUCAUCUCCACCUUCACCGCCCGUCGUCUCAUUCCGGAAAACCAGAUCUGUCUGCCAUGCCUCGCUCGACCUUCGUCAACCAGGACUUUGUCCUCACCGUCCUUGCCGUCUACGCAGCUACUGUCGCCUUCAACCGCUGGUUCCCCGAGGCCAAUCUCGUCGCGGUCGAGGCCCAUCCUUCGUCCUAUAUCCAGACCUUCAAGAGCGUGCCCCAGUCGGCCUUGACCCUCUACGCUGUCCACCUUGUUGUCGACAUCAUCCGAGUCAUGGCCCUCGCUGUCCUCGAGUCCGCUGCUUUCUCAUUCGCCUUCAUUGAUGAUGUCUUCGAGCCAUUCUCGUACGCAUUCUUGGUCUUUUCCUUGAUCAUAACCACCAAGGAUAUCCUGAUGCUCGGCUGUAUUCAAGCUUUCCCCGAGGUCAACGAUCUGGCCGCUGCCAAGGUUGCUGAACUGAUGCCUUUGGCCGUGAUGAUGGAGCAAGGAUUGUUGGCUGCUGGUGCCCUGGCCCUGGCUAAGGGUCUCUACAGCUGGACCUAUGCCAUUGGACGCGACAAGCGACAGGUCAUUGAGAAGGAGGACCUCAAGAAGAACGAGUAAAGGCAGCGAUUGACACCAGAUUCGUUGACCGGGGCUCUUUUCGUUGUUUUUUGUUGCAAUUGUUUUCGGCAGGUUCUUUUUUUUUUUUUUUUUCUAUCUCUAAUGUGUUCCAGGAGCAGGAGAACUCGGAAAGGGGGAUCAUGUGGACGCGAUCGGCUAUGAUCCCUGACAAAAAGAUCCCGCCGUGCUCGACACGACGCCAGCAACCUCUAGCCCCUUGGCGGAUACCCUCUUUUGUAUGCAAUCAGUUACUUAUCGACAGUCAUUAGUAGUUUUUAUUUUUGUUUUCUUUAUCCCUCUCUUUUUUUUUGCGUUUUCUUGUUCUUGCGUUCAUAGUCUUAUUCGUUUACACUGGAUCCACAUUGUACAUCAUAAAGUCCAUUCAGCAGCUAUCCA
This is a messenger RNA of Gamsiella multidivaricata, 1059 nucleotides long. RefSeq lists its product as uncharacterized. Bases 124 to 663 code for a protein of 179 amino acids. The transcript has a single exon. Lineage: Eukaryota; Fungi; Mortierellomycota; Mortierellomycetes; Mortierellales; Mortierellaceae. The record is from RefSeq and is a predicted model, not a curated record.